GUUUGGCGUAGUUUUAGAAUUUAGAAAUCAACAGGCAGCAUUCGGGAGUUCGCUGAAAUGAGAAACGGGCGAGUUGACUAAUAAUUGAUGAUUGAUAAGUUUAAAGUAGUUCAAACGGCAGUGUUGGUCGGGAAAAACCGGUGAAUUUAAUGGAAAAGUUCGACUGUUUGGUCUAUGACUGCUAGGAUGUUUUGGUAACACUUUUAAACGCAAAUGCCUAACACAAAGCCUACAGCAGAGUAUAAAAAGAUACAAUAUGCAACAUUCCCGAAAAAGAACUCGCAUCAGGAACGAAAUAUAUUCUACCCCAGUUUGAAGGCUCCAAACGUCCCAAAAAGUAAAUCGAGCAGUUUCUUAGAUGCGGGCUUCCAUCCAAGAAGGGAGAAAACCAAUAUGACUUUCCCCAGGGAUAUACUUAGAGGAGUUUACCAUUUCACACAAACGAUAAAUGGGUAUACAAUAGAUUCUCCUGUUUUUCGUUUAAACACCAAUGCAACUGUAUUACUGUUGAUUACGUUUUCCUUAGCUGUUACUACAAGACAAUACGUUGGUCAUCCAAUCGAUUGCAUACAUGCGAGAGACAUUCCUGAAGACGUUCUUAACACUUAUUGUUGGAUCCACUCGACAUUCACGGUCGCGGACGGAGCUAAAAAAAGCGACAAAAGCGACAUGUCGUCCAUUGGAAUCCAAACAACCGGGAAAAAAACCGUCAAACAAAUCCGAUACUACCAGUGGGUGGAGUUCUUUUUGUUUUUCCAGGCAAUCCUAUUUUAUGCACCCAGGUGGUUAUGGAAGUCGUGGGAAGGAGGAAAAAUCCACGCCCUGAUGAUGGACCUCGACGUCGCCGUGUGCACGGAAAUCGAAAAGAAGCAGAAGAAGAAGCUGAUGAUAGACUACUUGUGGGAGAAUUUGCGGUACCACAAUUGGUGGGCAUACAAGUAUUAUUUGUGCGAAGUUCUGGCCCUACUGAACGUUAUAGGUCAAAUGUUCCUGAUGGACAAAUUUUUCGACGGCGCCUUCAUGAUGUUCGGCAUCGAGGUGCUGUCGUUCAUCAACGAUGACCAAGAGGACAGGGUGGAUCCGAUGAUUCAAAUAUUCCCGCGCUUGACGAAGUGCACCUUCCGGAAGUACGGCGUCUCCGGCGAUCCGGAAACCCACGACGCCCUCUGCAUCCUGCCCUUGAACGUCGUCAACGAGAAAAUCUACAUAUUCCUGUGGUUCUGGUUCAUCCUGCUGGCCAUACUGACUUUUCUGACGGUCGUUUAUAGGAUAAUUAUCAUAUUUUCGCCGCGCAUGAGGGUGUACCUCCUGCGGAUGAGGUACAGGCUAGUGCGGAGGGACGUCGUAGACACUAUUGUAAGGAGGAGCAAGAUGGGUGAUUGGUUUUUGUUUUACAUGUUGGGACAGAACGUGGAUUCGCUGAUAUUUAGGGACGUUUUGCAGGAGCUAGCGCAUAAAUUGAGCAGGCACGAUUUUCACCACGGGCCAGGGUUUAAGGGGGAAAUCCAGGAAGCGUAAAACGAGCGGAUGUUGUGAUUUUUGUAUAUGUUGAAUAUUGUAGAAAUGAUGGGAUGAUUGUAUGUACAUGCUACUGCUAUAUGAUAAAUUGAGUCUACCUGCAAAUAUUUCGCGAAUAAUAAGUGUUAAACAAUAUAUUGCUUCAAUCAAUAUGAAGGGAAUAUUUGAAAUGCUGGUUCAGGAUUAUUGUAAUAAUAAGUUUUAUCCAAAUAAUACAAAUAUGUGUAAGAAUUUCUUAGAUACAUUUUGCAAAUCACCUUCAAAUUAAAAAAUCAGCAAAAUCUUUCGGGACAACUUUUAAUAAAAUAUGCAAAACUCUAAUAAAAUCGCUAAAGAACCUUCAGAAAUCACUUAAAAUAAUCAAAAAAAAUUAUAUAGCUAAUAAAAUUAUUUUUUUUUCAAAAUUAAUCUUUUAAAAUGUUGCUAGAUCUGGUAAAGUGAUGCAAACACCCUUA
Messenger RNA from Phyllotreta striolata, 1973 nucleotides. The record is from the annotation of a GenBank genome assembly. Lineage: Eukaryota; Metazoa; Arthropoda; Insecta; Coleoptera; Chrysomelidae.